UGCGACUGUGUCGUCCACCAGGUGAGCGUUCUGACCGACCAGGUGGAGGCGCAGGGAGAGAAGAUCAGAGACCUGGAAAGUUCUCUGGAGGAACAUCGUCAGAAACUGGCCUCCACCGAGGAGAUGCUGCAACAGGAGCUGGUCAGCAGAACUUCUCUGGAGACUCAGAAGCUGGACCUGAUGGACGAGGUGUCCUACCUCAAACUGAAGCUCACGGAGGUCGGCAUGGACGAGAAGGACGGCGACGACGCGCGAGUACAGGACUCUGCGGACGCCAAGCAGAACAAAGCUGAGGUAGGGACUGCAGCGACAUCAUUAAAGCAGGAUUUCUCACCCUAAUUUAACAGCUUCAGAGUCAGAUGUGUUGUCUCCACUGCCCCCUGCUGUCUGUAAGAGGAGAAACACACAACAUCAGGGCCUCCGACCCAGGAGGUCUCAUGAAGUCAAAAGGAUAAAGAGGUAGACGAUGUUUGCGGUUGUGUCAUAAAAAUAUGUCGUCCGAAACUGUAGGGGGAGCUCUGUAGACGUGAAAAGUUAUCUUUUAACCAUUUAAUGAGCAUCA
Messenger RNA from Solea senegalensis (Senegalese sole), 562 nucleotides. Its product is annotated as liprin-beta-1-like. The transcript is spliced from 2 exons. Gene Ontology annotation, cellular component: presynaptic active zone. Lineage: Eukaryota; Metazoa; Chordata; Actinopteri; Pleuronectiformes; Soleidae. The annotation marks the transcript as partial. Gene Ontology annotation, biological process: neuromuscular junction development. The record is from RefSeq and is a predicted model, not a curated record.